Messenger RNA from Gossypium raimondii (Peruvian cotton), 936 nucleotides. RefSeq lists its product as uncharacterized. The coding region runs from base 1 to 936 and encodes 311 amino acids. The record is from RefSeq and is a predicted model, not a curated record. The transcript has a single exon. Lineage: Eukaryota; Viridiplantae; Streptophyta; Magnoliopsida; Malvales; Malvaceae.
AUGGCAUUUUAUUUCCCCAGGAGACACCAGUCUGUAAGAAGUUCAGAUCAUUAUUCAGAGAAAACAACCGAAGAACCACAGCCUUACGUUAAUAACAAAAAUGCUCAGACCACCGUCACGUUGAUGUACCAAACAAACUUAGUAGGGUAUUUGCAAAGCAUUACGAUUUUGUGGUGCAAGAACCUUAUGAACCAUUCUCUCACCAUAAUGGUAAACAGUAUGGAAGGAACUUCUCAAUACAGUUGCAAGAUUGAUCUUAAGCCCUGGCAUUUCUGGAGCAGAAAGGGGUAUAAAUCAUUUCACGUUGAUGGCAAACAAGUUGAUGUCUACUGGGACCUUCGUUCGGCUAAAUUCAACAGCAGCCCCGAACCGACGGCGGAUUAUUAUGUAGCUCUAGUUGCAGAUCAAGAAGUGGCUUUACUGUUGGGGGAUUACAAGAAAAAAGCCUACAAGAGAACGAAAUCAAGACCCGCAUUGGUUGAACCAUUGCUGUAUUACAAGAAGGAAAACGUGUUUGGCAAGAAGAGCUUCGCGACAAAAGUUCGGUUCGGGAAGAAACGAAAAGAACACGACAUCAUUGUGGAGAGCGCGACGAGUGGAUUAAAAGACCCUGAAAUGUGGAUAAGCAUGGAUGGGGUAGUGUUGAUUCAUGUUAAGAAUUUGCAGUGGAAGUUCAGGGGAAACCAGACAGUUCUGGUGGAUAAACAACCGGUUCAAGUGAUGUGGGAUGUGCAUGAUUGGUUGUUUACCAGCCCUGGAACGGGGCAUGGUUUGUUUAUAUUCACGCCCCUUGAGGCCGAAGCUGAUAGUGAUAUAGAGGGGAGUGGGCAUGGAGGAGACAGUGAUACCAGCACUGGGAGUAGGUAUUAUUCCAUGAGAAGCCCCGCCAAUACGUUCGAUUUCAGCUUGUUUCUUUAUGCAUGGAAGACUGAGUGA